Pomacea canaliculata is the source of this 1428-nucleotide messenger RNA. Its product is annotated as collagen alpha-1(XVII) chain-like. The coding region runs from base 172 to 1179 and encodes 335 amino acids. The transcript has 8 exons. Lineage: Eukaryota; Metazoa; Mollusca; Gastropoda; Architaenioglossa; Ampullariidae. The record is from RefSeq and is a predicted model, not a curated record.
CACGACGGACCAAGAUUUCUGAACUGGUGCAGGUGAGAAGAAGAACAGGUGUCACCCGACCAUUCCGUGUACAUAUAGAGAAUUGUUAUAUAUACCAGCUGUUGGCCGUUCCUGUCUAGUUGGUCACAACGUCUGUCUGCCAUUCGCCGAAGUGAGAAGUUGCCCACAGGAAUGUCACACGCCAUCACGUGUUUGUGGCUGUUUGCGCUGGUGCAGCUUGUUGCACUGGUGAUCGUCAGUGUUGUUCAGCAUUUCAAUAUGGCUAACCUGCUUAAGAGCGAGAAUGAAGUUCGGGGGAUGCUGGUGGAUCUCAUCACAAGGAAGAUUGCGGAGUCCAGCUUGGAACAUACUAAUGUGCCUCACCCCCCGGAACAUGGCCGGAACAAGCGACAAGUGGACAACAACCUCCAGCUGACCGGCUUUGAGUUCAUCCUGAGAGAAAUGCUUGCAGCACAGGAAAAUGUGAUUCAGAACCAUUGCAACAAUGCAACCAAGGUAUGCCCACAAGGAUCCAAAGGGGAGCCUGGCAUUCCUGGAACCGAAGGGCCGCCAGGGUUCAAGGGAGAGCCUGGGAGAGCGGGAGUCAAAGGUGUUGCGGGAGCAGCUGGCAUGAAGGGUGUUCCUGGCUCACCUGGUCUUGACGGGCCCGUUGGCGCUGCCGGAAAUGCAGGAGCAACUGGAGCUGGUGGGCCUCCGGGAGAUAAGGGCCGCAGAGGAGAGAAAGGAGAAAUAGGACAUCAAGGUCCGGCUGGUGCAGAGGGCGCUGCUGGAGACAAGGGUGAGGUGGGUCCUGUUGGACCACAAGGCCCCCAGGGUGCAAGAGGAUCAGUAGGCCCAGCAGGUCCAGUAGGCGACGUGGGACCAAAGGGACAGCAAGGGCCAAGGGGCCCAGCAGGUCCAGCUGGAGAUCCAGGAAUGGUGCAGAAUGUUAACUGUGAAUGUCUAAAAAUGCCUAAAAUUCGUGAAUUCGCAUCCUCCAUUGCUGUCGCUUUGGGCUCGCCCUUCCAUCUGACCUGCGAAGCAGAUGGAAACCCAUCACCCAGUGUCCAUUGGUCUGGUGGCACAGGGAAUGUUUUAUCCAUUGACCACAUACAGGAUCAAGACCUUCAUGCCUACACAUGUACAGCAAGAAGUACUCUUGGUCUGGACACCAAGAGUGUUACUUUGACAAAACCAUGAGCAUGCCUUGUACAGAUUCAAAGGAAAUGAGCACACGCAUAUUUUUAUUAGUUUCAACCUCAACUCUCGCUAUACACCUCUGUGUCCAUGACAGUACCAUAAGUAACAUUGACUGAAACAAAACAUGGCAGAUUCUCGCAAAUGUAUGACAGAGUAUUGACACUUCCAUAACUUGGCCUGACCAGCAUGGCUAAAGAAAGAAAAAAAGGAAAUAAAUCCAAACUCAUUUGUUUUUCAAGCAAAACCUUA